AUGAAUCGUCAGGCCGAGACCGCUCCUUUCGUCCUCUCCACCCAAUUCCCGUGUCCUCCUCCUCCUCCUAAUGGCCAGAAGAGAGGCAACAUGCCCCCACCUCGCCGCAGCUCAUUGCCACCCCUUCCCCCAAAGAGACCAACAACAACACGUCAGCAAACCGAGUUUCAGAAUUUCAACCCCGGACCAAGGCUCCCCCCUCAGUCCCCUGUCUUCGGCUCAUUGCCGCCCAUCAUGAGUCCUGCACCGCCGUCGUGGUCGUCGUACCAAGGUUUUCAGUCAGCGCCGCCGGUGGCUUACCACAACCAGGCGUUGCCACAGCUUCCGUUCACGGGGCCCCCUACCCCCUCCGUCAGUGCUCACAGAAGGGCCUCCUACGGUGACAACAACUCAGCUGGCUUCCCUUCUAUGGAUGCCAUGAAUAUGAUCUAUCCGGAGCCCAUGGAGAUGCCCGUCGGCGUGAACUAUUCAAACCAAGGCCAUGGAGACAAAGAGUUUGGUAUUGGGGAACCAUCCGGUUUCAUGGACGAGUACGUCACUGCCUACCCGGACCUGGAUAAUAUUUUUGAUUUUUCUAUUAAGAAUGAUGACGUGGAGAGAAUCACUAGUGGAUCUUCUAAGAAUAAGAGAAAGGCUACCACUAGUUCUGAUGUAUCACCUUCAAGAAGUGUGAGAAGGAAGAGUGUGGAUUGCAAUAAUCUCAACAAUGGGAGUUCCAGCAUCGGGAUUGGAAAUUGGAUGUUUACUGAAUCUCAAAUGGAUGAGAUUGCGCGCUGUGAUACACUCAAAAAACUGGUUUCUACCGAUCCUAAAAGUGUCAAAAGGUAA
Messenger RNA from Raphanus sativus (radish), 828 nucleotides. RefSeq names its product bZIP transcription factor 29-like. The coding region runs from base 1 to 828 and encodes 275 amino acids. The transcript has a single exon. Lineage: Eukaryota; Viridiplantae; Streptophyta; Magnoliopsida; Brassicales; Brassicaceae. The record is from RefSeq and is a predicted model, not a curated record.